Messenger RNA from Colletotrichum truncatum, 1107 nucleotides. RefSeq lists its product as uncharacterized. The record is from RefSeq and is a predicted model, not a curated record. Lineage: Eukaryota; Fungi; Ascomycota; Sordariomycetes; Glomerellales; Glomerellaceae.
AUGGCUACACCCGCCCCUGUGAUCCGCACGGAGUCCAAUGGCCACUUUGUAAGUGGAAUUGCGAUCGGGUUCGUCGUCGCCUCGGCGAUUGUCAUGUUGCUCCGUCUCUACACAAGACUUGUGCUUCUGAAGAUAGCUGGAAACGAUGACUGGACUAUUCUUCUGGCAAUGCUCUUUUCCAUCGUGGUCACAAUAGCAACAUGUCUAGAGGUAAAAUAUGGCAUGGGAAGGCAUGUUGAGAAUGUCUCUAUAGAGGAGACUCUGCAGCAAUUAAAGUUCCUGCUUGUUGCCGUUCUUCAUUACAAUGUUGGUAUGAACGUCGUCAAAGUGUCAUUCCUGUUCCAGUACCGGCGUGUGUUUGUAUCAAAGGGAGUCCAGAGAAUUUGUUUCGGGGCGAUGCUUUUCGUCAUUGUUUGGGCUUGUGUGCAAGCCACGCUCCUUGGCCUCUCUUGCCUACCGAUAUCCAUCAUCGUGCCAAGCACAGCCGGCUUCUGUCUCAACACUCUACCUAUCUGGUAUUUCUCGUCGGGGAUGAGCAUGGCAACCGAUAUCAUGAUUUUCUGCAUCCCGUUACCGUCUGUCUUGAAGCUGAAACUGCCCACCCGACAAAAGGCUAUGCUAUUCGGCGUCUUUUCUCUUGGCUUUUUUGUUUGUAUCAUCUCCAUCUACCGCAUGUUCACUCUCCGCACCGCAGUCUACAGCGAAGACCCUCCGUGGGAGAACAUUGGCGCAGCGAUCUGGUCCGCCAUCGAACUCAACACCUCCAUCAUCUGUGCCUCUCUACCUACCCUUCGGCCAUUGCUCGCUAAGUGGCUGCCAGGCGCCGGGCUAUCUUCCGGACACAAAGGAACCAGCGCGUACCCACGUUAUGCCACUUCCUCUGGUCUGGGCCGCAGCAACUUUCAAGAGCUCAAGAGCAACAACCAGCGGGAAGUCAGCACAGAAGAACUUGUUCUUAAAGACAUGGUGGCAAGCAAGCCGGGGGAGUUGCCAUCGGUUUACUCGCACGUUACAGCUGAGCCCAAGAGACACAGCGACGAGGAUUUGAAAGGGGGAUUCAACAACCACAUUAUGGUAACGAGAGAGAUGACAGUCAGGAGAGGCUAA